ACGCGCUCAUGCAUCCGCCCGGACACCGGCCGGCCUGGCCUUCCCUUCCAGGAUCCCUGCACGUCCCCGCUGCUGCUGCUGCCGCCGGUGCUACCUGCUGCUGGUCCCACCAUGAUUUUCUUACUGGCUUUCUUUGCCAGCAUCUUCCAGACAGCUUUUACGGGAGUGAAUGAACGCACUUUCCUUGCCAUCAAGCCAGAUGGGGUACAGCGGCAUCUGGUUGGUGAGAUCAUCCGGCGUUUUGAGAAGAAGGGAUUCAAGCUGGUGGCGAUGAAACUCAUGCAGGCAUCAGAAGAGUUGCUGAAGGAACAUUACAACUCUCUCCGUGAGCGUCCUUUUUUCAGCCGCUUGGUGUCAUUCAUGAGUUCGGGACCGAUUGUGGCCAUGGUCUGGCAAGGGCAGGGGGUAGUCAAAACUGCCCGCCUGAUGAUCGGAGAAACCAACCCAGCCGAUUCCAACCCUGGAACCAUCCGAGGAGAUUUCUGCAUUGAAGUGGACAAGAACGUGAUUCAUGGCAGUGAUUCGGUAGAGACUGCUCAGCGAGAAAUUGCACUCUGGUUUCGUUCUGAAGAACUGAUCUGUUGGAAAGAUAGCAGAGAGCACUGGAUUUAUGAAUAACCAUUU
Messenger RNA from Pseudonaja textilis, 624 nucleotides. It is a transcript of the gene NME3, whose product is annotated as NME/NM23 nucleoside diphosphate kinase 3. The record is from RefSeq and is a predicted model, not a curated record. Gene Ontology annotation, molecular function: nucleoside diphosphate kinase activity. Lineage: Eukaryota; Metazoa; Chordata; Lepidosauria; Squamata; Elapidae. Gene Ontology annotation, biological process: CTP biosynthetic process; UTP biosynthetic process; GTP biosynthetic process.